CGAAUACAAGAACGAGAGGAUGCGUUUCAUAUCACUACCUACAUUAUACGUAUUACCAAGCAGCAACAAGGAGAAGAAUCAAGCCUUUUGAUCUAGAAGUCCCAUGGAUGAACAAAUGAUGAUGGAAAUUCUACUCUGUUUGCCACCCAAAUCGAUCUACAGAUUCAGGGUCGUUUGUAAGGCAUGGAACGAACUGAUCUCCGGUCCCUUCUUCAUCGAGAGGUACGACACUAGGCGGCGGCGGCGCGGCGGUCUAGAUUUGUUGGCCUUUUUCCAGAGAAUACAGACUCGCCCUUAUUAUAACCCCAAAUCAAAGAAAAGCAAAACAGCUGCCACGAACAUACUUUUUCUCGAUCUUCCUGAUAAACACGAAAUCAAGCAUGGGUCUCUUAAAUUAGACGAAUACGAGUUCAUAAAUUCGUCAGGUGGGCUGAUCCUCUGCCGCAAUCCAAACCCUGAAGAGUACUAUGUCCUGAACCUUAUAACUGAAAAGUUCGUCUCGUUUCCGCCACCACCCAAAUCGUUGCCGCCACCCAAAUCGUUGCGGGGGUAUAUGCUAACAUCCAUAGGGUUGAUGUACGAAGAGAAUGAAAAUAAACUGAUGGCAAAGUACAUAGUUGUCCAAAUAGAUCAUGGUUAUAAAGGAGACAAUCCUGAUCCUGAUUUCUUAGGGGUCCAGACUUACUCCUCAGAGACAGGUGUUUGGGCUGCCAAACCCUCUAUAACUCUCCCAGCGGACUACUCAUAUUCUAUUGUGGGGCAUCCUUUAGUGAUCAACGGUGUUUUCCACUGGUACGAGGAUGAAAUGGCACUUUACCGUCCCCGUGAAAACAAUAUCCAAGUCAUUGCUAACCCGCAUGAUCUUCGUAUUCGUGAUUUUCAAAGUCAUGUUUUUACAAGGUCGUCCAUUGAGGACGGAGACAUUUUGUGGUUAGCCAUGUUGGACUCCAAUACUGUGAUGGAGGUUUUCAUGCUCCCAAAGUCUGUAGAAGACGGAAUUAACUGCAUUCUGCGACCGGCUUCUAUACCCCAUAAUGAGUGGGUGCUGAUGUACCAUGUAAGUGUGGAUUCACUCUGGAACGAUGUUACCUUAGUGUCAUCGAGGACAUGGCGGAGGAGUGGAGGACUAUCAAGGAUAAAAGGGGGAGGAUUAGGGCCAGGUGCAUUUUCAUGGAUGCCAUUUUUCCCGCUAAUAAUAAGAAGAAGAAUUCCCUUGCCCUCAUUCUCAGGGUUGAACUCGGCGACAUAUUUCUUUAUGACCUUGACCUAAGAUCGAUCGAACCUGUACGAUAUGAUGGUCGAAUGGUUACCACUUAUGAGGUUGGAUGUGAUUAUUAUACUCCAACAUUGUGCCCUUACUUAGAACCUUCUUCCGUUUCCGCUUAUGCUCUUAAGUAGGCUGGUUGAGUGAUUAUUAUGUUACUUAAUGAAUCUGAUUUGUUUGAUACUAAGAAUUUCUUGCAUUUUUCUUUUGGAAUAUGAUUUGCAAAUGUGAGCUG
Molecule: messenger RNA, 1499 nt
Organism: Cuscuta epithymum
Lineage: Eukaryota; Viridiplantae; Streptophyta; Magnoliopsida; Solanales; Convolvulaceae
Source: the annotation of a GenBank genome assembly